AUGACCGCGCGCAUUGCGGCAAACCAGACUGUCGAAGAGGCGAUAAAAUACCAUAUAACACCCAAGAAGCGCUUCGUAUCCGAUUCUGCUACAAGAGGCGAUAUGCCGCUGAGGACUUCUCGCAAGAAUAACAUUGCCAUACUGGCAUCGAAGGUGGUGGCUACUGGCUGA
Messenger RNA from Parastagonospora nodorum SN15, 171 nucleotides. RefSeq lists its product as hypothetical. Lineage: Eukaryota; Fungi; Ascomycota; Dothideomycetes; Pleosporales; Phaeosphaeriaceae. Bases 1 to 171 code for a protein of 56 amino acids. The record is from RefSeq and is a predicted model, not a curated record. The transcript has 2 exons.